AUGCAGCAGCAAUUAACCUUUUCAGCAAACAACGAGGCUAUAAAUGCGCAGCGAACCAGAAUCUAUGUUAAUGAAGGAGAUCAAAAUGUAGAGAUCCCCUGCCAGAUUCCGAAGAAUGUUCUGUAUAAUCCAGACACAAAGAUCAAGUGGGUUUUUACGCAAAUGGACUAUCAAAAUGGAAGCUGGAUCAACGAGAUACAGACAAUUGAAGACAAGCCACAAAGUUUGAAUGAAUUUUUCGAAAUAGGCGCUCAGAAGCAGUUGAUUUUGAAAGGGAUCGCCACUUCAGAAAACAUCGGUUUAUACAGAUGUCAAGCUUGGGGUGAUAGAGUGUCCUUCUCGUCGCAGGUCUAUCUCAUCCUCUAUUCCCCGCCAGAAGAAGACCAACGCUUUCCAGAAAUUUUCGCCAAAUCACAGAAUAUGCAUUUCGCAAAAGGCCGCUCAAGUAGCCUAGCAAUGUGUAUAUCUGGCUACGCAAGACCAGUGCCUAAAAUUUACUGGGAAGUGCUCGACGAAGACGGUAAACUAGUUUCCACACUGAGACCGACGACAGGCCCGUACUCCCCUAACCCACCGCAAAUCAAAAGCUCCGAUCACAACUUUUACCAUGCGAUAGCGUUAGAGCUGAUGCCAGAGCACGGGUUAACUGUAAAUUUCGACAAACACAGAUUUCGUUGCGUCGUCGAGUACUUUUCAGGCCUUGGCGAAGAAGUUGAAGUCCUCCGUUAUACAAAAAGCUACCCAACAAACGGAGGAAUACGAAUUUACCACGCAGUCACGCAAGUCCAAGCAUUUUACAACGGAGAAGACAUGAGUGGCAAAACGAUUACACUUGUUGCGGAUCAAACGGCGAGGAUUUAUUGCAGAGGAAAUGGCUUCCCAGCCGCGGAUUUUGACAAGGAGAAGUUCAUCGUGAAUCGGAAUUCUGGAGAAACAGUUGUUAGCUGCAAUGGAAGAAAUGCAAUCAACGAGGAAAUUGACGAGUAUCCUUUGCCAGCUGUCGUCAGACUAGAUUUUGUGAAACUUGAGCCAGUUGUUGUUGUUGAUCGCAGUCCCGAUUCUUUUCCGACUGUCUUCAAAUGCAAAUUCAAGCAGUUCGCGAUCAAAGACGCAGUUGUUAACAUAGCCUGGUUUUCAGCAGACUCAUUAAUCAGUGUUCGAAGUGAGUUUCGCUUCGAUUCCAAGAUCAUGAGCGACUAUAAGAGUCUGCAAUGCUCUGUCACUGUUACUAUCAUGAACGAAGAUUUCACUGAAAUCUCGCCUCACUUUUCACUGGCUCCGUAUCAACAGAAAAAACCUCGCAUUGAAGUAGUCGUGGAUGAGGCUGAUUACGAAAUGAAAGAAGACUUAGCGCCUGAUCAACAAGUGAGCGCGGCUAAUACUGGCUCUUUGAUCGCCGUUUGUGCAGUGUCGGCGGCUUUAUUUGGCUCUCUGACCGCCGUGGUCACUCAAUAUGUGCUCAAAUCCCGCGCUGACCUUGGCAGCUCAAGCGACACGGCUGAGCUGCAGCCUAAUUUGCCGACAACACAAGACCCGCAAUUGAAUCUCCGUGAUCACACUAUUCAGCAAACUUCCCGCUCUGAAAAAGAAAGCUACCGCGCUGCCAUCUACAACAUCUGA
Oikopleura dioica is the source of this 1620-nucleotide messenger RNA. The record is from the annotation of a GenBank genome assembly. NCBI's taxonomy places the organism in Eukaryota, Metazoa, Chordata, Appendicularia, Copelata, Oikopleuridae.